Cooperia oncophora is the source of this 999-nucleotide messenger RNA. Lineage: Eukaryota; Metazoa; Nematoda; Chromadorea; Rhabditida; Trichostrongylidae. The record is from the annotation of a GenBank genome assembly.
AUGGAAGUAUGCUACUGCACCUCGUUUUCCUGCAGUUCUUCAUUUUUACCGUCUUGGGCCAGAAUUACUAUGGAGGUUACGGUAACGGCCAGCCAGCAUUCUUGUCCAGCUAUCCGCAACAGUAUAAUCAGCCACAGAUGUAUCAUGUCUGCACAGCAGCAGUACUAUGAUCCAGCUCAGCAGGUUCAGCAGCAAUACUACACUCUCUCUCAGCAGGGUCAACCGCUGAGUCCGUCCUAUCAGCCCAUAGCGCAAGAAGGACAGCCACAGCCAUACCAGCAUCAGCAGUACCAGCCCCAGCAGCAAUACCAGCCAAUGACCCAGCCUAUGACUCAGAGCUACCAGCCGAUGGACCAGCCGAUGGCCCAGCCGAUGGCCCAGCCGAUGGCCCAGCCGAUGGCCCAGCCGAUGGCCCAGUCGAUGGCCCAGCCGAUGGCCCAGCCGAUGGCCCAGUCGAUGGACCAGCCGAUGGCCCAGCCGACCCAAGUUGACGCCCAGAGUGAUGAUCAGCCGAAGGACUGUAGAGCAGCGAAAGUGCGUGGUGACUUUUGCAGUACUGCCCAACAACGGCAAAUGUUCUACUAUGACUCCGCUACAAAAACAUGCCAGCCAUUCAUGUAUAACGGCUGCAACGGAAACGGUAAUCGUUUCGAGACCGCUGCUGAAUGCAAGAGUUUCUGCAUAGACGGCAAUGGAGCUACUCACUCAGCCACGUCGGGCGGACGACUGCUUCCCUUACAGCAGGCCAUGAGAGGUACUCAACAGUGCCCAACAGGAUAUCAGUGCACUUCUCAGUUCUGCUGUCCAACUCCAGAUUACCUGUGUAAUCUUCGCUACGAUAGUGGCAAGUUUGCUGUUGGCGGUGAGAAGAGCGAUCGUUACUUUUACACCAGCGAGUACAAGACUUGCAUGAGAUUCUCCUUCUAUGGAACGCUCGGAAAUGAGAACAACUUCCCCGACUUCAACUCUUGUAUGAGAACAUGCGGAUCUCAGCAGUGA